Molecule: messenger RNA, 1798 nt
Organism: Meloidogyne enterolobii
Lineage: Eukaryota; Metazoa; Nematoda; Chromadorea; Rhabditida; Meloidogynidae
Source: the annotation of a GenBank genome assembly
UCAACCUCAUGACGGUCUCAAGUCCCCAGCAUCACACUCCAUUACUGGACUCUCAUCAAUUCAUGACUCUGAACUCCAAAAUUUAUACACAAAAUUCCAGAUAUAUUAUUUCCCUCUUAAUCACCCAAAACUCUCAGAUAUACAUUUAGGCCUAAAAUCCCUCGAUAUUUCUCUUCACCGCAAUAAUAUUAAUGACCAUCUCAAAUCAUCUGAUAUCUCUCUUGGCACACCCAAAUCUCUAAUAUCACCCUUUAUUCCCAAAUCAUUUGAUAACCCUUUUAAUCGGCGGUACGACAAUUGCGGAUACGCAGGUGCAGAUACGACGAUUGCGGAUAUAAAAUUUUUAAGAUGUUUAAGAUUUUUUAAAGUUUUCAGUGCCACAUCUGUCUAAAAAUGAUUCGGAAACCGUCAGAUGAAACUGACAGCCGGGACAAAAACGGAAUAUCAUUUCAAUCAUUUUUAAUCCGUAAUUGUCGCAUUCGCACGUGCGUAUCCGCAAUUGUCGUAACACCUUUUAAACACCCAAAAGCCCAGAAUCACCCUUAGACUCCAUUCCUUUGAAAUUUUAGACUCUAAUCCUUAGUCGCCCCAAAUCAAAGAUAACACCAUUUAUCCCCCAAAAUCUUCAAACAUCUCUUUUAAUCAUCUUAAUCACCAUCCCAAAUCCCCUGAUAUAUCACCAUCCGAAAUCCCUUUUUACACCUCCCAGUUAUCACACUUUAUCUCCCAAAACUCAGAUAUUAACCAAAAGUCCCAAAAUCCUCUGUUAUCCCUCUUUAACAUACUUAAAUCAUAGGUAUCACCAAUUAUUUUCAGAAUCUCUAAUACCUCUUAUCACCCAAAAUCCUUUUCCCAAACUCACUUGAUAUUUUACUUAAUCACCCUCACUUCCAACUAUCACUCCUUACCAAAACCCAUCUAUUACCCUUUGACCCCCAAAUCCUCUGUUAUUCUUUUUAAUUAUCGCUAAAAUCAUCUGAUAUCUCUCUUAAUCACCCCAAAAUCUCAUAUAUCAUCCUUGCUACCCUCCAGUUAAAAUACUCUAACCCUCACUUUUAAUUCACCCUAACUCUGGAAAUCUUGUUUUAUUCCUCUGUUAUACGUCUUUAAUCCUCUCCCUACCUCCCAAACGCGUCAUAUCAUUUUUUACUAUCACCUUUUGUCCUCUAACUGCUAUACAUUAAACAUUCCCAAAUCCUCCGAUUCACUAAUCUCCUCAAAUCACAAAAUAUCCCUGUUAAUUUCUUCGCCUAUAUCACCCCAAAUUACCACAAAUCCCACUUUUGAAUCUUUUUUUCAUAAAAAAUACACCUUUUAUUCCAAUCAAAACAUUCGAUAUCACCCUUUAUCCCAAAAUCCCCAAAUAUCCCUGUUAAUACCAAAAAUACACGAUAUCACCCUUAAUCCUUGUUAUUCUUAUUAAUCCCCUCAUCCUGAUAUCAUAUUUUAUCACCCACUAUCCUCCCAAAACACCCGAAAACUUUUUAUUUCCAAACUCCCAUUACCUUUAACACUUAAUUCAUCUUAUUCUAUCUCAAAUCCCCCUAUAUCACUCAUUUUUCCCAUGACUAAAAUAUCACUCAUUAUUUUCAAAAUCCCAGAUAACAUUCUUUAGUUUCCCAAAUCCACCGAUAUCACCUUUUAAUCCAUAAAUCCUCGGUAUCCCUUUUUUAUUUUUUAUAAGACUCAAUUCCCACAUCCCCAAAAAUCUUUUUCUACCCCAAAUUAAACGAUAUCUUUCUAAAUUCCCUGAUAUAGAACCAUAAAUACCCUUUAAUCUUUUAAUCACUCGAUAUCC